This is a messenger RNA of Aegilops tauschii subsp. strangulata, 1161 nucleotides long. Lineage: Eukaryota; Viridiplantae; Streptophyta; Magnoliopsida; Poales; Poaceae. The record is from RefSeq and is a predicted model, not a curated record.
AUGUACGCCCGCCUCCGCACGGCGUUGCAUUCGCCGCUCUGGGCUGGUCGCUCGGGCGCCGCUGCGUUGGCUGCCCGGGCGCCGGCGUUGAUGCGCUCGUCCGCCCGUCAUCACAUGCCGGUCGUCGUCGCCGGUUUCAGUUCAGACUCCGCCACCACCCCGCCUCCACCGAGCGGCAUCCACGAUCUCGUGAGCAAUCAGAUUGAUCACCCGCCCGCGCCGCGAUCCGCCCUGCCCACGUUGUGCAACCGAUCGGGCCCGCCGGUUGCAUGCGCCUCCGCAGUCGCGGCAGAGGUCGCCGAAGACAGCCAUCGCGGCUCGGCGCUCGCGGAGCGCAUCGGCGCAACCGCUGGGUGUAGCCCUCAAGCCUCCGGGCGCUCGAGGAGGGUCCAGCCGGUCGGGCUUGACCGGCCUGGGGUCGGCAGGAGCGGGACGGUAGCAGCCGACGUCCGGGUUGCGGGGGAGCCAGCCAGCGCGGGAGCCGGCCGGCCGGAGUGCGGGGGAGCCGGCGGGCAUGACCCGGGAGGCCGGACGCCGGAUGGAGGGACAAGCCGUGGUGAGCUGGUGUCGGGGGCGCGCCCAGGAAGGACGCAGGAGCCGGCGGGCGGAGCUAGCACGGAAGGCGGCCGCGACCACUCGGCGGGGUCUGCGCGCAGCCGGAUUGUGGAUGCAGGGAGGCGGGGGCGAGAGGCGCGCGGGGCAGGAGCCGGCCCGGAGCAGCGGCCAACUGAAGGCGGAGGCGUGGGGCGGGAGCUGGGGGAGCCGGCGGGCAUGACCCGGGAGGCCGGACGCCGGAUGGAGGGACAAGCCGUGGUGAGCUGGUGUCGGGGGCGCGCCCAGGAAGGACGCAGGAGCCGGCGGGCGGAGCUAGCACGGAAGGCGGCCGCGACCACUCGGCGGGGUCUGCGCGCAGCCGGAUUGUGGAUGCAGGGAGGCGGGGGCGAGAGGCGCGCGGGGCAGGAGCCGGCCCGGAGCAGCGGCCAACUGAAGGCGGAUGCGUGGGGCGGGAGCUGGCCCGAAGCCGCGGCCAAGUGGAGGUGGAGGCGCAUGGCGGAGCUGGCCCGGAGCCGCGGCCUACUGGAAGCGAAGGCGCGAGCCGGCGGCGCUGCAGGGAGGCCGGGGAGGAGCCGCCAUGGGGGCGAGGGGCAACGAGCCGACUAG